Messenger RNA from Strongyloides ratti, 1821 nucleotides. Its product is annotated as Numb-associated kinase. NCBI's taxonomy places the organism in Eukaryota, Metazoa, Nematoda, Chromadorea, Rhabditida, Strongyloididae. The transcript has 4 exons. The record is from RefSeq and is a predicted model, not a curated record. Gene Ontology annotation, molecular function: ATP binding; AP-2 adaptor complex binding; protein serine/threonine kinase activity. Gene Ontology annotation, biological process: regulation of clathrin-dependent endocytosis; positive regulation of Notch signaling pathway; protein phosphorylation. The coding region runs from base 1 to 1821 and encodes 606 amino acids. Gene Ontology annotation, cellular component: cytoplasm.
AUGCCAUUGGGAAGCCUCUUUGGCGGUAGCUCUGGUAGCUCAUUAAAACCACAACCAUUAUCUAAUGAAAAAAAAGAAAAGUCAAGUUCUUUUAAAAGUGGUUUAGUUUUUAAUGCCGAUAUUAAAAAAACAACUUCUUCCGGUAAAAAAACAACGAUAAAAUUAAAUAAGAUGACCUUUACUAUUGAAAAACAAAUUGCUGAAGGUGGUUUUGCUAUUGUAUUUUUAGUUUCUGAUAAAAACCAUAAAUAUUAUGCACUAAAACGUCAAUUAAUACGUGAUGAUAAUCCUCGAUUAGAAUCUUGUAAACGGGAAGCUAAUAUAUUAAAAACAUUUGCUGGUCACAAAAAUAUUGCCAAAUAUGAAACACAUUUAAUUACUCAAAAUAAAGCUGGUAUCUCAGAAUAUAUGUUGCUAACAUCAUAUUAUCCUUCAUCUGUUUUUCAAUUAAUGAAUGAAAGAUUAAAAGCUAACCAAACAUUACGUUUAACUGAAAUUUUUAAUAUCUUUGAAGAUAUAUGUCAUGCUGUUUAUGCUUUACAUACAUCAAAUCCACCAAUUAUUCAUCGCGAUUUAAAGAUUGAAAAUAUAUUAAUUGAUACAAAUAGUGGUGUUCAACAUAGACCUACUUAUGUUUUAUGUGAUUUUGGUAGUUGUACCAAAGAAAUAUUAUCACUAAAAACACAUGGUCUUAAUUAUAUAAUUGAAGAAAUUAAUAAAUGUACAACAUUAAGUUAUAGAGCACCAGAAAUGGUUGAUUUAUAUGAAGAAAAUACAAUAGGUGUAUCAUCUGAUAUUUGGGCUUUAGGUGUUUUAUUAUUUAAAUUGUGUUAUUUUCAAUUACCUUUUGGUGAGAGUAGUUUAGCUAUACAAAAUGGACAUUUUACUUUUCCUGAUAACAAACAUAUUCCAGAAUCAUUAAAAGCAUUAAUUUCAGCAUGCCUAACACCCAAAUGUGAUUUAAGGCCAAAUAUUUAUCAACUUUUAUCAUUGAUUUUAGAAAUCUCUGGUUUAAGUAAAGUUUUAAAAAAUCAUUUAAAUUCGCCAAAAUUGCCUUUGGAAGUUGUAAUUUCAAAUUAUAAAAAACGUUUUAAUAUACCAUUAGAUAGUGAUAAAAAACAAAUAUCAGGAUCAGUAAAUGAUAUAAAAAAUGAUAAAGAUUUAAUAGUUAAUGAAAAAUCAUUUGAUUGUAUUAUUGAUACUAAAAGACGUGAAAAUGAUAACAAUUUAUCUACCGGCUCUACAACAAUUAAUCCAAGAUUAAGACCUAGACCUAGUACAAUGAAUCAAAAAUUAAAUUUAAAUACACCAACAUUACCAAAAGAAUAUACUCAAAAUGAAUCUAAAUGUACACCAAAUGUUGAUGAAAAUUUUGCUGAUUUUGAUUCAUACCAAGAAUCAUUAUCAGCAAAAAAUACUGCACCCCCAAUACCACUAAUAAAAUCACCAAAUUCUGAUAGUUUAUUAAGAGCAAGCGCAUUUAAACCAUAUUAUAGUGUUAAAUCAUCAAUGACAGCAUCUAUUGGUUCAAAUUCAUCAGUAAGUGAAAAAUCUAAUGGUGGUAUUGAAUCAACAAUAAAUACAAUUGAUCCAUUUACUUCUGCUCCAUUUAUAAAAAAUAACAAUGAAGUUGAUGUUAAAGAGAUGAAUGAUCAGGAUUUUGUUAAACAAUUUGAUAAACUUAGAAAUAACUCGCAAAAAAAUUCCAAUAAAUCUUCAACAUCAGGGUUUGAAUUGGAACCAUACGAAAGACAUAUGAUUGAAACAGAUCCUUUUGGUUAUGCUCCAUUUACUCCUGUGAAAGAGUUAAGCAAAACUUAG